AAUAAUAAACACAACAACAAUUAUAUAGUUAUAACUAUUGUAAUAUUAGUUUAGAUAUUUUGUGUGUGUUUUUUGUAGUUUUUUUUGUUUUUUAAUUUCAUUUUUUUUUUUUAGUUUUAUUAAUAAUAUCAUUUUAUUUUAAAAAUAAUUUUUUAUUUUUUAUUUUUGUUAAUAAAAAAAAAUUAUUAAAUAAUAAAAUAAUAGAUAAUUUUUUUGUGUGUAUGAUUUAAUGAUAUUUUUCAUUUCAUCUAAAAAAAAUUAUUUAUAGUAACAUUACAUAAUAUAUCAAUAUUUGUAUUAUUUUUUUAAAAAAAAAUAAACUAAAAAUAAAAUAAUAAAAAAAUAAAAAAAUAAAAAAAAUAGUAAUAAUAAAAAUAACUUUAUUUCAUUAUUUAUAAAAUAAUAAUAAUUCUGUAAUAAUAGUAAAAAUUAUUUAAUUUUUUUUUUUUAAAUAAUAUCAUAAUUUUUUUUUAGUAUCUAAACUAGGAAAAAAAUAAUUGAUUAAAAAAAAAAAAUAAUUUAAAUUAAACAAGAAUUUUUAUCAAACAUAAAUUAGUUUUACAUUAUAUAUCAAUAAUAUUAAUAUUAUUGGUAGUUUCAAAAGUGGCUUCAUUUUUAUCAUUUUUCUCAAACUCCUUGGGUGGAGCAUUCAAAAGAAAUAACAACGAUAAUAAUAAUAAUAAUAACAAUAGCAACAACAAUAAUAUUAAUUUAAAUAAUCAUAAAAGAUCACAUUUAAGCAAAAGUACAGAUAGUACAUCAUUAAAAAAAUCAAAAAAUAUGUUUAAAUAUAAUCAACUAAAAGAUAAUUUCAUUUCAGUAAGCAAUGAUGAAGCCGGAUAUUUUAAUGGUAAAGAUGUAUUUGGAAAUAGAAUCGAAAUAAACUCUGCCAGUGGUUCAGACAGCGACUUUGACGAUUUUAAUGAUUCUGAAGAUGAUGAAAUGGAUAUUUGCAGCAGUGGCACUAAAAUUCAAAAUUUACAUUUAUCAAGAUUCCAAAAUAACAACCUCGUCAAUUCUGAUAAUUUCUUUAGAAGACAAAGACAAUUUAUUUAUUUACCACAAUUCCCAGAAGAAAUCAUAGCUAAAAUAUUUUCAUUCCUUACUGCAAAUGAUUUGGUUUCAAUUUCAUUAACAUGUAAUUCUUAUCAUAAAAUUGCAAACGAUAGAACUUUAUGGAGGGAUCUCUGUUUUAAUUCAACUUGGACCAUUUCAAACCUAUAUCACCCAACAUUUGAUUAUAAAAAUUAUUAUUAUGAGAAACAUGCUAUUACAUCGCCAAAUUGCGCUAAAUGGGUAUCACCAAAAUUCUUUGGAACAUUACCAAGCAAAAGAUUUAAACAUACUGCAACUUAUGUUAAUGGAAAGGUUUUAUUUAUUGGUGGUCAAGAAUCAGAUCAAAAAAGAUUCAAUGAUGUAAUUAGCUAUGACACAAAAACCCAAACUUUUACAGAAAUUCAUACAAAGGGUGAUACUGUACCAAAAUUCUCUAGACAUUCCGCAUCUGCAAUUGGUGAAAAGGUUUAUGUAUUUGGUGGUUUUGAUGGCUUUGGUACCAACUUUAAUUUAGCAAUUUACAAUACUGAAACUAGAGUUUGGACCAACAUCCCAAAUCAUUUCCUCAAAGGAUCGCCCCCAGUAAGCCGUACUAAUCACUCUUCAGCAGUCGUUGGUAAAAAUGUAUAUAUAUUUGGUGGUAAUAAUAACGAUGAAAAUGGUGUAUAUCAAGUAUUAGACGAUUUACAUAUUUUAAAUACAGAAACUCUUACCUGGACCAAGCCAGAAAUCAAAGGUGAUACACCUUGCGCACGUAGUGGACAUUGUAUGACUUCUAUUGGAAACAAACUUUAUCUCUUUGGUGGUGGUGUCUGGAAUCAUUCAAAUGGUUGGGUCGAGAAAUUCAAUGAUAUUCAUAUCUUUGAUACCGAAACCCUUACCUGGAGCAAACCAGAAGUCAAGGGUGAAGUACAAACAAGUACUUUUGCCAUUGCUUUUAGUGUUGGUCGUUAUUUAUUUAUCUUUGGAGGUGGUAGUAAACCUAAACAUUGUGUUACAAAUGAUAUAUAUGUUUUAGAUACUGAAACCAAUUACUGGUCAAUACCCACAAUCCAAGAACCACGUCCACCAGCCAGAGAUAUGGGUACUGCUUGUGUUGCUGAUGGUGAUGUUUAUUUUAUGGGUGGUUAUGAUGGCGCUCCAAUCAAUUAUUUUAAUAAAUUAAAAUUCAAUUUUAAAGUUUUAUCAAAUUUAGCCUCCCAAAAAAAACAAAUACCACCACAAUUUAACUACUCUCAACAAUAUCAAACUAAUCAAAAUAAAAAAUUUUUACUAUAAAUUAUAUAAAUAAUAAAUAAAAAUACCAAAAAAAAAAAAAAAAAAAAGAAAAUAUUUAUUUUUUAGAAAUGAAUAUAUAAUCUAUAGUUAUUUAUAUUUAGAAAU
Molecule: messenger RNA, 2439 nt
Organism: Dictyostelium purpureum
Lineage: Eukaryota; Evosea; Eumycetozoa; Dictyosteliales; Dictyosteliaceae
Exons: 2
Coding region: 781-2334 (517 amino acids)
Molecular function (GO): protein binding
Source: RefSeq, a predicted model, not a curated record